Molecule: messenger RNA, 6707 nt
Organism: Ixodes scapularis (black-legged tick)
Lineage: Eukaryota; Metazoa; Arthropoda; Arachnida; Ixodida; Ixodidae
Product: ankyrin repeat and IBR domain-containing protein 1
Exons: 22
Coding region: 461-3448 (995 amino acids)
Biological process (GO): protein polyubiquitination; positive regulation of proteasomal ubiquitin-dependent protein catabolic process; ubiquitin-dependent protein catabolic process
Cellular component (GO): ubiquitin ligase complex; cytoplasm
Molecular function (GO): ubiquitin protein ligase activity; zinc ion binding; ubiquitin conjugating enzyme binding
Source: RefSeq, a predicted model, not a curated record
UUUUUGCGUUUUUGGUUUGUUUGUUUUGAGACUGGGCAAGUGUGAAGGAGUGAUGAAGCGUCAUGUGCUUAGCUGUUUACCGUACGCUUCUCAGCUGCCGCGAGCCCUCGUGCAGGGUCAUUUCACCGCCGCCAAAGUCGGAGAGCCGUGUCCCGGUGGUCCGUGCGGUUGUCUAUAAUCGCCCUCGGUAAGCAAGGCAAUGCAGUACGCCCGCCACUGCCUCCGCCGCAUUGUAGACCAGUGGCGGCGUUGUUUACCUUCAGACAGUGCUGGCGUUUCAUUGUUCGUAAGGUCGUCAUGUGAGUGAACCGAGCAAGCGCGCCGCGGUUUGUUCGGAGAGACAAGACGCGCGGGAACGAGCUUUGAGCUCGUUUAUCGGGCAUCUUUCGGACGUCGCUGGCUCGGGGCUGGAUGAGUGUGGUCUUGCCAUCCGACCCGACGAUCAGCUGACGGCGCGGCCAUGGGUAGCGCGUCGAGCAAGUUUCGAAGGCACCUACAGAACGGCGACGAAUACUCGGCGCUGCAAGUGUUCGAGACCAACCCCGAACUGCGCAAAACGGUCGACCCCAACUGUUUCUACUGGGAUCCGGGGAACCAGUGCACGCCGCUGCACCUGGCUGCGAGGCAUGCCAUGAAGCCGCUCCUGAGGGUGUUCCUGGAGGACAUGCAGGGUGAUCCAAAUGUGCGCACAGGCAAGGGAGAAACGGCCCUGCACCUGGCCAGCCGGGUACCAUACAACGUCCAUGCCAGGACAUCUAGCGCCGCCAGCCGAAGAGCCGCCUGCCUUGCACUCCUCGUCCUGUGGCGUGGCUCGGAGGGGGAGACCGUGUUGCUGGAUGCACAGGACCAGGAUGGGAACACUGCAUUACACUAUGCUGCUGCUUCAGGGAUCAAGAAGUGUGUGGAGCUCUUGGUGUCUCAAAAGGCGUCUCUGUUUGUGGAGAACAACCAGAAGGAGACUGCCUGCGACGUUGCCAGCCGUGCCCACCACACCUCCGUGGCAGAGUACCUCGAGAUUAAAAUGGUGUUUUCUGACCGUGUUACCAUUGAGCCAGAAGAACAGCACCUCACGGUCGAUGCUUCUGACAAGGGCUCGACCGGACUUCGGCCACAGGACCUUCAGGAGGCCAAAGACCUGCUGCUUGUGGAAACAUCUGACAUGUUCCAUGUCCCCCUCUUCACUGCAGAGGCGCUUUUAAGGACACACGACUGGAGCCAGGUGGCCCUGCUGGAGGCCUGGGUUCAGGACCCCGUAGGAUGCUGCCUGGGCGCUGGAGUGCAGCCCACCACCUCAGCCCUCCACGCCCGGGACGUGGGGCCUGGUCCGGACCCCCGGCUGGUCACCCAGGAGUUCCAGGACGCCUCGCUCAACUCCCCGCGCGCCCAGGCCUGCCACCUGCCCCCCAAGACCCCCUGCAACAUCUGCUCCGAGCCGAUGCGGGACGAUCCUGUGGCUGUGCCCUGCCAACACCACUUCUGCUUCUCAUGCUGGCAGUGCUACCUGACGCUCAAGAUCCAGGAAGGCAGCGUGAAAGGCAUAGUGUGCCCGGCCGUGGACUGUCCCCAGCUGGUACCCGUGGACGUGAUCGAGCAGCUGGUCAGCCCGGAGAUGGUGCGGCGCUACCUCCAGUUCGACAUAGAGGCCUUUGUGGAAACGAACCCGGACAUCAAGUGGUGCCCCUGGGCAGGCUGUGGGCGUGCCGUCAAGCUGCCGGUCAUCGCCAAACCCCCUGUGCUCCCCCACAGGGCUCCGCCGGUUUCCCACGCCGUGGACUGCGGCAACGGGCACUACUUCUGCUGGGAAUGCCGGGGUGGCGCACACGCACCAUGCUCCUGUGACCUCUGGAAGCAGUGGCGCACCAAGGUUGCCGAAGUCAAGCCGGAAGAAUUGGAGAGUGCCUGGUGCCACACUGAGGAUGCCGCUAACUCCCUCUGGAUGGUGACGAACUCCAAGCCGUGUCCCUCCUGCAAGUCUCCCAUCCAGAAGAAUGAGGGCUGCAAUCACCUCAAGUGCUACAAGUGCAAGCAUGACUUCUGCUGGGUGUGCCUAGAUCCGUGGCGCAAGCACAACUCUGCCACUGGAGGCUACUUCCGCUGCAACCGCUUCGAGGCUGUACACCGUGCGGAGGAGAGGGCGAACACCAUCAUCAGCGAGGCCGAGGCCAAGAACAAGGAGAUGCGGGAACUGCAGAGGUUUGCCUACUACUACACCCAUUUCAAGGAACACGAGAGCAGUCACCAGACGGAGGAGGCCCUGCUGGAACGGGCUGCAGAGAAGGAGGAGCUCUGGCUGUCUGAGCUCGGCCCUGGGGAGGAGAAUCAGUCGCAGGCGCGUUUCCUGUGCAGCGCGGUGCAGGAGUUGCUGCGCGCGCGGAGGAUCCUCUGCGGCUCGUAUGCCUACGGUUUCUACCUGUACGAGGACGGCUACGGCCGCACCGUGUUUGAUCUGAUGCAGCGUGACCUCGAGGAAGCCUCUGGCAAGCUCUCCGGCAUGCUGUGCGGGCGCCACCUGCGGUGCCCUCGGCGAGUCGUGGUCGAAGCGACUGACAGGGUGGCGCGUAAACGCCUGGAGCUGCUGCGGGCAGUGGCCCAGGGAUUGGUACCCCCCGAGAGCCCACCCAGAGCCCCCCGGGGAGUUCGGAAGAGGCCCUACCCGACUGUGCUUGGGCUAGACCCUCCCGAAGACGAGCAAGUGUUGCUGGCGCUGUUGGAGUCUGUCGGAGACGCCCCGCUGGACGAUCCUUGGGUCAAGGACGUCCGAGGAUGCCACGCCAACGUUGCCGCCCUCUUCGACUGGCCUCCUGAAAACGACAGCAACUCCUCGGCUGACGAGGAUGCAGAAGACCUCUUCGGCGAUGUCCUUGGUGUGUGCGCCAGGGAUGGUUGCAGCAGGCCGCGGGCACGUAACCCCAGGACGCGAGAGAUGCACGAGCACUGCUCCUUCAAGUGCCAUCGGCUCGACAGAAACAAGGACGUGCGGCCGGCGCGGUACGAGGCGGAGUUCUCGAUGGACCUUCUCAUUGCACUCGAGAUGUCUCGGCUACAGAUGAUCGAGGACCAGCGUCGCUUCGAGCAGAAUCAAAAGAAUGGAGAGCCAGCGAGCAGCGGGGAUGCGGGAAUGUUGUCAGAGUCCCUGCGCUCGCAGUUAGCAGAACAGAGGGCGGAGGCAGAAGCUCUCGUGGAGGCCAUCCAGGAGCACUACAGGCAGCACGCGGGUUCUGGCAGAAGCCAAGAUACUAACUCGGAACGGCAGGAAGCAGGGGGAUCGGGGGGUGCACUGUCUCCAGCGAGUCCAUACGGGGGCGCCACGCCGUCCUCAGAAUCGGGGCGUGUCGGGGACGCGGGUGGCGUUCGCCCUCUGGGGACCAGAAACCUGGCCACAGGUGCCUCGGACAACAGCCACAAGCUGGACAAGCAGCUGUUCGGCACACAGUCCAAGGGACCCUGAAACCGACCUCGUCGGGUGUUGCUGCCCCCCACAGGGUCCCAUCCGAGGCAUCUCCCCUGCGUCAAACCUCUACCAUUGGGAGUCUCCUAUUUUUGGGCAUUUUGGGGCAGUGGGUCGUCUGUUUCUGGAGUUUUGAGCUGCGGUCCUUUGUAAGGAAUGGCGUGGGCUUCAUUUUUCUUUAAAUUUCACGUGCCAUUUACUAGGUAGGGGAAAUCUAGUGUCGUCGUGAAAUUCUAGGCGAUUCGGAGAAGUCUGAGAUUUUGGUCGGGGAAAAGUUUAUGUAGUCGUUAACAAGGAGGGGACGGCAGAGAGGGGUUUUGGUUGUCCUGCCUCUUGCGCAUGCUUCCUACCUUGGAGAAUGCUUCGUCGUGUACACCUUGGGUGUGCGCGCGCAGUCAAAGUGCGGUGAAAGGCACGGAGUGCGUACUUGAGCCCGGGCACCCCAAAGACGUCCUCUGCCGUUCUUGUUGUCAGUGACACAAGGAGAUUGCUGAAAAUGUUACUCUCUUACUCUGCGGGCACGCACGUUCAAAACUUUCCGAGUCUUUGAUCGACCGUGCCAGCUACAGAAACCAGUCGAAAUUCGGUUAGGUGUCGUCAAAGUUUAAUUCCAAAUUUAUUUUGGGUGGCGGCGCGCCAUUGGCAUGAGUCUGGCGCACCUUUACUUUUCUAAAAAAAAAUAAUUCUAGACGUCUCCGUUCCGCCGAAUAUGGAAAUGAACGCAACCUCAGUUGCCGGCGGAAAGACGGAAAACCGGGCGAUCGAGAACCAUAAUCAUAGUAGCCAACCUGUUUGUGUGUGUGUUGCGUGUCUGCUUGACAAAUGUUCAUGACGCGUUCCUCGUCCCUUUUUUAAAGGAACAAUUUUUUUUAGAGUGUGCAGAGGCUGUCGAACGUUUUGGGUCGUGUCUGGUUUCAGGCACGACCCCAAUCGCCGCUACUAUGCCCCGCCUACACUAGUCUGCCCGGUCCGUAGUACGGGGCCGUAUUUUAGAAGCGCGUCGCCAAGUUGUGUAAUUGAGAGCCGCCGUUGCUGGUAACGGCGGCUCUCGCGCGUCUUGCCUCCGGUCACCCGUGCCUCUUUCCGACGCGCCGGUAGACGUACCGCCCUUGCGGAGAGCGCAACAACGACGCGGGCAUAACGUCACGAGUUGCGUUGAAGGCAUUUAAACCGACACCGUUUUGCCACUGUAGUGUAUGACCGCGGCGAAGAAUAGACAGAGUGCCUGAAAGUUCGGCAGUUUCUCUUUUCCGCGUCACUAGCUUCAAUAUUGUCGAUUUAAAGAAAGAUUUUUUUUUUUUUUUUCGUCUCAAUAAGCCGUGUGGGGUUGGACUUGGGUGUACUGCCACUAGCGACAGGUCGAAGCAGCAGAAGAACCGGCAGCACACACACCGAAGUAUGUACACAAGUGAAGUGCGUCGACGGAACCACGCUGCCGACGCAGUAUUUCCGCGCUUCAAACGGGCGGGAUUUUAACUUAAAGUGUUAGGUAGUUCGUGGCUAGUGGUCUUUGUGCUCCCGAAUGGAGUAGCUAUACUCUCGGUGGGGUUAUAUUUUUGUACCGAAUGCCUUUUUGUAUCUGCAUGCGUGUGGCUGGCAUUGUCGGCACCGCCACUGGUAGCACAGGGUUGAGCGUGACCCCAGUAUUUCUUUUACUUCUCUCUAAGGGCACAGCCUUUUCUACUCCCUCUGGGGUGCUCGGUUGGUUUCGCCGGAUCGAAACCGACGCGUUGUUUGACGCCCCUUGCGUUGUGUAUGGGAAGUUCAGUGGUUUGGGCGGGGUGUGCCCGCCGCAAGAGUGACUGAUGACUCCAUCGUUUUUGCGGACGAUCCCUCCUAAAAGCCACGUCCUUCGGACAAACGUUCGACCAACGCGUCUCGCAGAUGUGGGAAAAUCCGUUUGCUGCCGUCUGUUCACGUUUCGACAGUAACAUUGUUUCUUUGUUUUCACUUUGUUGGUGAGUAAGGUUUGUCAAUCGUUCGCCUAAUUGAACUCUGCUCUCAUAGCCUUGUUUUACGAGACAAACGUUGCACAAGCGCUGCUUACAGAUACGCCACUAUCGUCCUUCCUUAGAUUUAAGCCUAAGAAAGGUUGAUAAGAAGCGGUGCCGUGUGAGCGACCGCUUAUCUUGGGAAGUGCGGCGUCCCUGACAAUUUCGAGUGAAGUUAAAUGCCGCUUCAUUUUUAAACUUUCCCAAAAACUUUGGUUGAACGUUUCAACUAAAGUUGGCGAUACGUCGCAAGAUUAAAAUAUUUGAGCAUAGGCUUCAAAUUUUGAGCUCGUUGAAAAAGAAAUGAAUUCCAAACAAGAAGAGGCCGCGCGAAAUUAAGGAAAUAUAAUAUAACGGACCGGUAACGAGCAAGACCGAUCGAAUCGAGGCCGCGUUAAGUCGGCAUAUAAAUGCCCGACAGGUGGGCAAAAGCCUUAAGAGACUGCGUCGUCUGCCGACUGGCGUGUUUACCGUGCCCUCAACAUUCGAAUAAUGCCCGACGACUUCACAAAAGUGUCGCGUCGUCGCCGGCCGCGAUCCUGGCCUGUUCCGCGGCAGGUCACUCUCCACUGUGACAGUCUGCAGGAGCAUUGGCAGCCAGGGGUUGGGACGCCACAGCCACUGCGACAUUUGCAUUUGCUCGUGCUUUUUGCCAGAACUUCCACUUCCAACCGUCGGCAUGACACUCCGGCUUUUGCGACGUCAUUUUUUGCCACUUCGGAACUGCUUUCGAUCCGUGGACGGAAGGGACACUACACACACCAGUCGGAGACGCAUGGCAGGCACCGUAGUAGAAGUUGCUUUCCUUAGUAUGUCGGCGAGGAGCGUUGGUCGCUCGUUUGCCCCGUGGGAACGGGCCGCGAGGGACUCUAGUCCCUGUGUUUGCGGGACGCCAAGCAUUUCUCUUACCUCUAAGUGCCUUGGCUGGUCGUGAAGCAGGCAUUGUUCCUCCUUUCUGAGACUGGGUUUUAACUUAUGACGCCGGGGAUGCGCUCGUAUUUUGCGCUUUUUUCCGACCGCUCCACGCGCAUGGUGCGAAAAGAAACCGAGAGAUCGACGUUUUCGUCGAACGCUCUUUCGUCCCGUGCAACGCGGUGUGCUUCCAGCUACGUUUUUUUUGUUUGUGUAAGCGUGAGAAGUUGAGUUAGGAGCUGAACGCUUGAUUGUCGAAGUACCGCGUAGCUCUCCUUUUAGACGUUGCAUUUUUAUUUGUCAUUGUACGGGCUGUGUUUUUCUCUGCAGUGCACAAUAAACGUGGUUGAAGAGUG